Sphenostylis stenocarpa is the source of this 1419-nucleotide messenger RNA. The record is from the annotation of a GenBank genome assembly. NCBI's taxonomy places the organism in Eukaryota, Viridiplantae, Streptophyta, Magnoliopsida, Fabales, Fabaceae.
AUGUGUGCUGAAAAUGGAGAUUUCAUUGUGAAUGUGACCAAUGAAGAGAUGGUGGCAGCAGUGGUACCAAUGCAUGAACAUUCGCUUCCACUCUCGAACCUUGACCUCCUUCUACCUCCACUUGAUGUAGGAGUCCUUUUUUGCUACAAGAACCCUAGAGUUCUCACAUCCACAACCUUGGGGGAUUGUGGCACCCACAAAAUGUCCUUUGGAUCAAUGGUGGGGUCUUUGAAAAAGGCCUUGGCACAAACCCUAGUCUCUUAUUAUGCUUUAGCAGGUGAAGUGGUGCUCAACAGCAUAGGUGAACCGGAGGUGCUUUGCAACAAUCGUGGGGUUGAUUUUCUUGAAGCUGAGGCAGAUGUUGAACUAAAGAACCUCAACUUUUACAACCCAGAUGAAACCUUUGAAGGGAAAUUUGUUCCAAAGAAGAAAAAUGGUGUUCUUGCUGUCCAGGCAACAUCAGUGAAGUGUGGUGGAAUAGUAGUAGGAUGUACAUUUGAUCAUCGCAUGGCAGAUGCCUACUCGACAAACAUGUUCCUGACAUCAUGGGCCGAGAUGGCCCAGCCAACCAAGCCCAAAACUACGACCCCAUGUUUUCGUCGCUCCCUCCUUAGUCCUCGUCGUCCAUGUUCUAUUCCUCGUUCCCUUCAUCAAAUGUACAUCCCCAUUUCCAAGCUCACUCCUCCUCCAACCACAACCACUCCUCUCUUCAGUCGCAUAUACUACGUAACUGCUCAAAAACUUCACAACAUGCAGUCCCUUGUCGUCACCACCAAUGGCAAUGGCGCAAAACGUACAAAGCUUGAAUGUUUCUCAGCGUUCCUGUGGAAGAUGGUUGCACGUGCAGCUUCAAGAGACACGAGGGGCAAAAGGGUCGUGGCGAAAGUGGGUGUUGUGGUUGAUGGAAGGAAAAGACUAUACAGUGGUGAGAAAGUGCGGGAAGCGUUGAUGGGGUGUUACUUUGGGAACGUGAUUUCAAUACCCUUUGGAGAGAAGCCUGUGGAGGAGUUGAUGGAGAAGCCGUUAGGGUUUGUGGCUGAUGCGGUUCACGAGUUCUUGGUGGAGGCGACCACAGAGGAGCAUUUCUUGGGGCUCAUUGAUUGGGUGGAGGCUCAUAGACCAGAGGCUGGGUUGGCCAGGAUUUACUGUGAUGGAAGCAAUGAAGGAGGGAGCUUUGUGGUGUCUUCUGGACAAAGGUUUUUGGAGGGGAAGAUGGAUUUUGGGUGGGGGAAGGUUGUGUUUGCGUCGUUCCAUUUUCCUUGGGGUGGUGAAGCUGGUUAUGUUAUGCCAAUGCAAAGCCCUCUUCGGAAUGGUGACUGGGUUGUGUACAUGCAUCUUACGAAGGAGCAAUUGGAAGUCAUAGAGUGUGAGGCUAGUGAUGUUUUUAGACCCGUAACUUGGGAUUACCUUAACCACUGA